AUCACCUGCUUGAAUAAGGAAGUCAAACAAGAAACACUGGAUGUGAAAUCAGAGCACUUCUUCGUCCGAUUGUCGUCCUCUGCUCGUCAAAUCUGUAGCAACGUCGACGGGUCAGGAUGUUCAAAAAACUCAAGCAAAAGAUAAACGAGGAGCAGUCACCACAGAGGAAUGCGCAGACUCCCCAACAGGCCCAGAUGGGCUCUGGACAACGCAGGAGCAGCCAAACUAACCUAUUUUACCAUGAUGGUGUUCCCUCUCCCAGUGACAGAGAGCGGUCUCCGUUUGAUGAUACAGACAAGACUGAGGCGCUGGCCGGGAUGAUAGCAGAGCCCGCUUUUCUCUCUGAGUAUACUAUCUUUGCUCUGGACCAUUCAAAAAGACCCAAAACGGCCCAGGUAGCCAGUGUGAGUUCCUCUAAAGGGCCAACCAGGUCUCCCGGAGGAAGUGUCAACGGGGAUGGAAGUAUCUCUCCACAAAGAGAAGAACCACAAUCCUUUGCACAAAAACUACAGUUGAAAGUUCCCUCAAUGGAGUCCAUAAUUCGGGGAGGUGCCAGUCGGGCUGAGCAGCUCUUCCGCUCUCCCUCUAAGGAGAGCUUGGCUCGGAGCUCAUCACGCGAGUCUUUAACACAUUAUGGAGAAAACGAAGCUGCUGGUGUCCCUGCAUACGACCCACCUUCAGACAUUGAGAGUGAGGCUGAGGAGGCAUCAAGCAAUGCCGAGUCUCUCUCCAAAGAGCAGCUGGUGCACCGUUUGAUCAGAGUGGAGGCAAGCCUGGCAAAGUAUCGCGGGAAGUACUCUGAGAUUGUUACUGCAUAUCGUACAGUGCAACGGGAUAAAGAAAAAACACAGGCCAUCCUAAGCCAGUGUCAAGAUAAAUCGCUCCGGAGAAUAGGCGAACUGCGAGAGGAGUUACAAAUGGACCAGCAGGCAAAAAAACACCUUCAGGAUGAGUUUGAUGCUGCACUGGAGGAGAAAGACCAAAUGAUUACUGUCCUGCAAACACAGGUUGGUUUGCUGAAGAAACGAGUCAAAGGAAUCUCUGAUGGAGCUUUGGUCGUUGAGGGCGAUCAGCCAAUUUCUGAUGUUCCCGAAUCCGAAUCCACCGGCUCUUCAAAUGACCAAGAAGUAGAGUCUGAAGUGCAUGAAGAAGAGGGCGUCAGUGAUCCAGCUAAACUUUUGGAAGCACUGCAGAAGAGAGUAAGGCGGCAGGAAAACCUGUUGCACAAAUGCAAAGAAAUGAUUCGUAUUCACAAGGAUCGCAGCACCCACAUUGCUACUGAGAAUGAAACUCUGCAAGAGCAGCUGCAGGAGAGACUGCAAGAACUCGAAAGGAUAAAGGAACUGCACACAACAGAGAAGACGAAACUGAUUAAUCAGUUGCGUGAUGUCAAAAACCAAAACGAACAGCUGGAACAGGAUAAGGGCAUGGUAAUUGCUGAGACAAAGCGGCAAAUGCAUGAGACUCUGGAAAUGAAAGAAGAGGAGAUAGCACAGCUUCGCUCCAGGCUCCAGUUGGCUAAUACCCAGAAUGAAGAGCUGCAAGAUCAGAAAGAAAAGGCUGAGAAAUCAGCAUUUGAAGAACUUGAAAGGGCGUUGGGUUCAGCUCAUAGGGCUGACGAAGCACGAAAACAGCUGCAGGUUCAGAUGGAGGAAAAAAUGAAUGAAGCGGAAAGGGUCAAUGAAGAAGAGAGGAAGAGUUUGCAGCAGGAGCUCACGCGAGUCAAACAGGAGGUGGUCACAAUCAUGAAGAAAUCAUCAGAGGAGAGGGUGGCCAACCUGCAAAAAUCCCAUAGUGAAGCUCUGGCUGCAAAAGAAGAGGAGAUAAUUAGCAGAAUCAACAAAGCUGUGGAACUGUGUAAAGAGGAGUUUGCUCAGCUAACCAACGAAAAAGAGCAUCAGGCCGCCCUGGCUUUGGAGGACGCAGAGUUACAGAAGACCGCUCUUAUUGCAGAUGGCGAGAAUAGAGUUAAGGAUAUGCAGCAAGACCUGGAAGUGGCAAAAACUAGAAUAAUGGAAUUGGAGAGCUCCCAUGAGAAAAUUUCACAGGACAGAUCAUUGCUGUCCCUUGAACAAUCCAAUCUAUUGGGCCAGAUGAAGGAUAACCACAAGGAGCAAAUGUCCAGAUUAGAGGAAGAUCAUCAGGCACAGCUGGAAAAGCACAAGGACGCCCUAACCCAGCAGCACAAUGCUGCUCUGGAAGAGCUGAAGGAAAAACAGAGGGCUGAAUUAGAGACACUUCUUCAACAGAAAGACUUACAGGUUAACAUGCACACAGAAGAAAUUAACCAGAAAUUGAAUGCAAAGCAGGCAGAGCAAGAAGCACUGUCAUUUGAACUUUCUGAAGUUUUGAAGAGUAAACAACUUUUGGAAAAGAAGUUGGAUGAAGUUCAAGAUGUGCAUCGUUUAGCUCUGCAGGAUCAGGUGGCAAAGCACAGUGCCGAGUUGGAAAAUAUCAAGCUAGAGCAUGAACGGUCACUCGGAGGAAUGGAGAAAUCGCUGAAGGAGGAACUAAAUGCUUUGAAAAUUAUUAUAAGGGAAAAGGAGAAGGCAAUGAAAGAGGUCAGUGAAGGAGAGAAAAGACUAAGAGAAGAAUCCCAUGCCAAUCUAGAAGAACUAGGCAUCAAAGCUAAACAACUAGAAGAUUUGCAGCAAUCUUUAUCUAAUCUUCAGACGGAAAAUUCAAACUUAAAAGCGGCUAAUGAAGCAUCAGAGAAAAUCUCAAGCGAUCUUGUUCAGUCUAAGAACGACUUGAUAGAUUUGCAGCAUCAGCUUGAAGUAGCAAAAACUGACAUUCAACAAAAAGAGCUAUUACUCCAAGAUUUAGAGCAGCAAUUACAACAGAGCAAAACUACACUCUGCGAGCAGGAGAAGUCACACAGUGAUGAUUUUAACACUAUGAAAGAAGAGAUAACACAUCUUCAGAAACAGCUGGAAGAUGAUAAAGCUGCUCAUGAGAAAAAGCUUAACAAUACUCUAACAGAAAUGGAAGCAAAACUAAAAACACAAGAAACAAAGAUGGAAAAACUCAAACAGAAGGCCAAAGAAAUGCAAGAUCAUUUUAAGAAAAAGAUGCAGCAGAAAGAAGAAUCUAUGAAGACGGCUCUUGCAAAGAAAGAUGCGGAGCUUCAAGAAAAAGAGCAAGAAGUUCAAGGGAAAAUUUUAGAGAUGGCGCAAAGAAAUUCCCAAGGCUUGAGCGAUACAAUGUCAGAACUGCAAGCUAACCAUUUGGGGGAAAUGGAGAAAUUACGAGAUAAUCAUAAACAUGAACUCUUGGAGCUAGAGCGCCAAUUGCAGGAGAAGUUAGGACAGCAGGAAGAAGAAUUAAUGGAAAAGCACUCGCACAUACUGCAGGAAAAGGUACAGGAAUUGCAAGAUUGUUCUCUAAAUCUUAACAGAAGCAAAGAACAUAACGAGCAACUGCUUACUGCCAUGAAAGACCUAAGGGAGGAAUUUGCAAUUCAAGAAACCACUGUGCAAAAGCUAAAAGAAGAGCUUCGUGAAGCAGGGGUCAAGCUUGAAGAUUUGUCAACAAGUGACACUCUGCUGAGAGAGCAAUUGAAAUCCGUAGAGAACGCACGAGACUCCCUGCAGGAAAAGCUUAAUAUGACCGAGGAAGACAACCGAGAGAAAUUAAGAACUUUGUCAGACAAUUUGGAUGACAAGGAGAAGCAGCUUCGAGCUCUUGAAAGUUCCAGACAGAAGGACUGGGAGGACUUGCAGAAUAAAUCUGAAGAAGCUGACGCUCAGAGAAAGGCUUUGGAAGCACAAUUCCAACAGCAAAUCAUUUUGUUCAGCAACCAAAUGGAGCAAUACUGUAAGGACGUCCAGUACAAAUUGUUGGACAGAACCUCUGAAGUUUGUGAAAACGUUGAGUUAAGAGUUUCAGAUUUAAAAGAUAGGCUUCUGUGUAGCCAGAAAAAUAUUUUGCACCUUAAAAAUGUUGUUGCUAACAAAGUAGACAUAGUUUGCACUUUAGAAGAAAAUCUUCGUCAGAAGAGUGAGGAGAAUAACAAUCUAUGCAUUUCAUUAGAACAGGUGACUGCUCAGGUAAAUGCUCACAUGGAGCAAAUCAAAGCCUUAACAAUUCAGAAUGAGAAUAAUUCUCUUUCUGGUAGUGAAAAAGAUCUGAAGAUUGAAGAGUUAAGUGAAUUAAACAGAGUCAUAUCAACGAAGUUGAAAGAAAAUGAAUUUCAAGUGAGUGACUUGGAAAGCAUUAUCAGUAACUUGAAACGCCAACUAGAAGAUAAGGAGAAAGCCAUACUUGAGUUGAAGCAGCAGCAGGAAGAAGAGAAACAAAAGACAUUAGAUCAAAUGGAAGAGACCUUUCAGAGGUUGAAGGAGGAGCGUGAGUCUACAACUGAGCAGGCAAAUGCACUUAGAGCCAGCCUGUCUGAGAAUGACAACACGGUAGCAUCUUUGAAGGGUAGGCUCGAAGAACUGGAGCGCACGGUAUCUGAGAAGAACGAAGCUCUGCAAAGGCUGACGGUGAAUUUUGACAAUCAGUCCAUUAGCAAGUCUGAGAUGGACCAAGUUUUGAGCGAGAAGGAGCAGAAAGUGAACAGACUGACUGCAGAGCUCGAUAACGCCAACCUUCAGCUCUGUGAGCUACAGGAGCAGUUGGCCUUAAAGGUAAAAGAGUGGGAACAACUUGCGUGUAAUCUCAAACAGCAGGAAAACAUCAGGGAGAACGAGAGGAGAGAGUUUGUUGAAAAGCUCCAACAGAAUGGCCACUUUGAGCAAGAGAUGGUCAACAAACUACACAACCUUGAGGAGGACAACCAUAAGUGCAAAAGCCAACUUCAAUCUCAGGAAGCCGAAUUUGAAAGGCUUAAAGAUGAGAUGAUAAAAAGUAAAGAGGAGUGUGUGAAGGAAACUGAAGAGAGGUUGACGGCAGAGAGUACUCGAAAAAUUUCAGACCUAAAGAAGAAAGCUGAACAGAAAAUCAGUCAAAUCAGAAAGCAGCUUACUGCACAGCUUGAUGAAAAAAAUGAUGUCAUCAAAACUCUGGAGGCUAGCCAUGAGCAGCUCAAGAAAAAUGACACUUCUAAUAAGGAAUGCAUUGACACAUUAGAGAAGAAAAACAAAUCUCUGGAGGAGAUUCUUGUCAAGCUCAAACAAGAGCAGGCACAGCAAUUGGAACAAACUCAGGCUGAUGAGAAGAUGAUGAUGGAGAAGUCUUUAGAGGAACAGAGGAGCAUGUAUGAGGAGAAGUUGUCUGCACUUCAGCGAGAUUCGUUACACCAAACAGAGCUUCAACAAGGGGAAGCUCUUGAAAUUGAAGUUAAGCUUAAAGAAGCAGAAAAGCAUAAUCAUGAACUUCUUGAAGAAGUUAAUACAUUGAAGGAAGAAAUUCGACAGAAAUCUGUGGAGUGUGAUCAACAUCAAGCUGCCUUGAUGCAGGCUCAAGUGGUAUUUGAAACUGAUAAGAACAUAGAGUCUAAUACUCUUCAACAAACUAAGAGCAUGUUGGAAAAUGAGAACCACUCAGCUGAUCCGGAUGACGAUUCCUUUGAUUCUCUCAAGAGCAAACUAAAUCAGAUGAAGAAUGAUAAGGAAAAAAUUCAAAAAGAUUUUAAUAGAUUACAGAAAGAUAUCAGAUUAAUGAGGAAAGAGCAUGAUCAAGAACUUGAAUAUGCCAAGAAACAGUUGAUUGAGGAGAGUGAACUGAAGCACAAAUUGGAAUUAGAAGACAUUGAAUUGAAGCACAACUCUGAAAUCAAGCAGUUAAUGAGGGAGUUUAACACGCAAAUAGCUGUAAAAGAGAAGGAGAUAGAUACAGCAGUGAAAGAAACCAUUGGUAAGGCACAGGUUGUGGAGGCAGAGCUACUCAGUAGCCAUCGAAAGGAAACCACACAGCUGAAGAAGGUGAUUGCCGAGAGGGAGGAUGAACUGAACAGAACUGUCGGGAAAUAUGAGCAGGUCAUACAGAGUCGAGAGGAGGAGAUGGGGACCCGAGUGUGGCAGGUCCAAAAAGAACUGGAGGAGCUGCAAGCGAGGAGCCACAACACUUUAGAGAUGAGCCCUGAGGAACUGCAGGUGCAGCUGGCUGAAAAGACAACUUUGCUGAGCGAAGCUCGACUGAAGGAGCAGGGUUUUGUUGAAAAGAUUCACUCGCUUGAGGACAAGAUUAAAUGUUUCCACCGGAACACAGUUGUAACUCAUCUGGGGAGCACAUACAAAGAUGCUGCACUCCACAAAUCUGAACCCCUUUCAGAGGCCACUGAGUUGGAGUACCUGAAGAAAGUCCUCUUUGAAUACAUGAUGGGACGAGAAACAAAAACGAUGGCCAAAGUGAUAACGUCCAUGCUGAAGUUUCCUCCAGACCAGGCUCAAAAGGUUUUGGACAAAGAAGAGUCCAAAGCAAUGCAUUGGUUGAGUGUCUGAUGCUGAGAUAAAAAUCAUACUGCUACUGCUGCUGCUGCUGUUGCUGAAGGGGAAGACUGCCAAGGAUUUGCUCAAACCCUUCUCUCUGCAUUAUGUAUCUAUGUAUGUAUGUCUGUGUGUGUGAGAUUGGGAUUUUUGUGUGCUUUGUAGUUUGGAAUGUAUGAUUAACACUACAGGUAUGAGGGAAUUUAAACACAAAUCUUCCAUAAAUCUGCAUUUAUUUGAGAUUGACUCAUGUUUUAGGAGCUAUAUGUUUUAUUAUUUAAUGUGUUUAUACAGAAUGGCCUGUGCAAUAAAUGGUACUCUUAUCACAUAUCAAAGCUGACGGUCAGUUGAUUUAAAUUUUUUUGUGUUUUUGUCUGAUUCACUUCCUCUGCAAACCUGUAUCUGACCCUUUAACUCUGUCCUUGUUACAAAUUUAAGUUCGUUGCCUGUUGACCAUGUUUUCAUUUCCCAAGCAUUUUAUUCCAUCCCUUACCCCAAAAGACACUGUAAUUUGUAUUUAAAAUGGAAACUACUACAGGGCUCUCUAUAUGACUUGCUAUACGUUUUCUGUAUAACAAAUUAAAUCUUAUUUACAGAAUGUUGUCUCUGC
Molecule: messenger RNA, 6981 nt
Organism: Corythoichthys intestinalis (scribbled pipefish)
Lineage: Eukaryota; Metazoa; Chordata; Actinopteri; Syngnathiformes; Syngnathidae
Gene: golga4
Product: golgin A4
Exons: 26
Coding region: 117-6386 (2089 amino acids)
Biological process (GO): Golgi vesicle transport
Cellular component (GO): Golgi apparatus
Molecular function (GO): small GTPase binding
Source: RefSeq, a predicted model, not a curated record